This is a messenger RNA of Drosophila ananassae, 986 nucleotides long. Its product is annotated as antigen 5 like allergen Cul n 1. The record is from RefSeq and is a predicted model, not a curated record. The coding region runs from base 52 to 840 and encodes 262 amino acids. Lineage: Eukaryota; Metazoa; Arthropoda; Insecta; Diptera; Drosophilidae. The transcript has 3 exons.
UUGGAGCUAUUCUUGAUUUCCUGCCUGUUUUGCCGCUCCACUCACCACCAGAUGUUGUCACUCAUCCCGGCAGUUGUUCUGCUGCUACUCAGCCCGGAGGCUAGCGCCACAGAUUAUUGCAAAAAGGAUCUCUGCCAUCCUCACAAACACAUCGGCUGCAAGAACUAUGGGGACUUCGAUGAGACCUGUGGGAGUGGAGCCGUCAUCUUGCAGUUUCCCUCGUCCUUGCGGGCACAGCUUCUGUCCGCCAUCAACACCUUCCGGAAUCAGGUGGCCAUGGGCAAGCAUCCCUCCUUCCGCCCAGCCGCCCGAAUGGCCACUCUCCGCUGGCACAUGGAACUGGCCGGCCUGGCCAAGUUCGCCCUGCGGCGCUGCGAAAACCUGGAGGACUUUUGCAGCAACACCGAUGAGUUUAAGUAUGUUUCCUACAUCUUUGGCAGCACCAAGUGGCUGAACCAUGUCCAGACCCCCCAGGCUAUUGUGGAAUAUGUGGUUAAGUUCUGGAAAGCCGACAUCAAGUCCUGCACAAUGAGUCACAUCAACGCGAAGAAGCCGCCGAAGGAUGGUCAGUGUCGUGGGUAUUUCACCCAAUUGGUCCAGGAUCUGGCUGCCCAUGUGGGGUGUGCCUUGAUGCUCAGGAAGAGUCCAGAUGGAUCACUAUUUCAGUACGGAUUGCUGUGCCAGUUUUCUCGCGGAAAGAUAGCCAAUGAACUGGUCUACCGGGCGAGCAAUAAUCCGGGCAGUCACUGCUACUCCGGCACUCAUUCCACGUACGCGGGACUGUGCUCUCCCGACGAGCAUGUCAAUCCCAAUGCCCUGCAAUUAGGCCAGCUUGAUUGAAUUGGUCACGUUGCCGUUGCCGAGAAUAAACCUAGAAGCUAAGAUAGAUCUUAAAGUACACUUUUAUACUGAUUGCGAUACCAAUUGCCACGCUGGCUGGCCAAGUUAGAAGAAGGCAGAAAAUAAUGAAAACUAAAAUAAUAAUA